Molecule: messenger RNA, 769 nt
Organism: Mangifera indica (mango)
Lineage: Eukaryota; Viridiplantae; Streptophyta; Magnoliopsida; Sapindales; Anacardiaceae
Product: major pollen allergen Lig v 1-like
Exons: 2
Coding region: 64-603 (179 amino acids)
Source: RefSeq, a predicted model, not a curated record
AUAAUCCUUUGUAUCUUAUAAGCUAUUCUCUAAAACCAAUAUCUAUUUGCAGACAGUAAAGUCAUGGGGAAGUUCCUCUCUUUUCUCCUCAAAUCUGGCACCAUGAACCUGAUAAGUUUCUUUGUUUUCUCAACUUUGCUUUUUGGGACUCUGUCUCGGGAAAUCCAUCCAAGUAAAAAAAUCAGUGCCCAUAUCACUGUAAUGGGUUUUGUUUAUUGUGACAUCUGCUCCAAUAACACCUUCACAGAACACAGCUACUUCAUACCAGAUGCAGAAGUCAAAAUUGAUUGCAAAUUCCAAGCGAGUUCACCCAAAACCAAAGAAGUAAUAACAAUCUCAGUGAAUAGAACUACAAACAGGAAUGGACUUUACAGGUUAGAUAUACCAUCUGUUGAUGGAAUUGCUUGCGCAGAAGCGGCUAUUACAUCUACAUGCGAGGCAAGUUUACUGUGGAGUUCAUCGGGUUCAUGUGAUGUUCCGGGUUACAGAACGACAACCGAUCAGAUAGCAAUCAAAUCCAAGCAAGCCAAUCUCUGCAUCUACAGUCUAAAUCCACUCAAUUUCAGACCAUCAAAGAUUGAUUACAGUCUGUGUGGGAACUAGAAAAAAGACUUCUCAGGUUUUCUAUUGUCACUAAAAUUCCCUAAAUUACUUCUUUUGCUUCAUUGACUUCACUUAAAAUUCAGAACACAUGAUCAUCUGUUAUCCAUAACAGCUCAUCUGUUCCUUUCUGCACAUAAUACAAGAAAUGCAGUGCUUUACUUAGUGA